This is a messenger RNA of Salvia hispanica, 873 nucleotides long. The record is from RefSeq and is a predicted model, not a curated record. NCBI's taxonomy places the organism in Eukaryota, Viridiplantae, Streptophyta, Magnoliopsida, Lamiales, Lamiaceae.
AUGCAUUGGAAGAGAGUCAAAACCCUGGGAUCUGGAGGGUUUGGCUUUGUGUCUAUGGCCACAACCAGCGGCCACAAUCAUCUUCCGCCGGUUGUGGCCGUCAAAUCUGCUGAUAUCACGCGCUCCAAAUCUCUGUCCAUGGAGAAGGACCUGCUCCACAAAUUCAAAUCGUGCCCCUGCAUCCUCCGCUGCUUCGGCGACCAAAUCACCACCGAAAACGGCCGCAACCUAUACAACAUCGUCCUCGAAUACGCCCCCGGCGGCUCCCUCGCCGACAAAAUCCACUCUGGCAAAGGCCUACCGGAGGACAUCGUCAGCCACCAUGCCAAAUCCAUCGCCACCGCCCUCGUCCACAUCCACAAACUCGGCUACGUGCACUGCGAUGUGAAGCCGCACAACGUGCUCCUUGUGGGCGAACAUACAAAACUCGCCGAUUUCGGAAGCUGCAAGAAAAUAGGAGAGGCUGUUCAAGGGUUUAGGGGGACGGUGCUCUACGCGGCCCCCGAGUCGAUAUCAAGGCUGGACUACUCUGCGGCCGUGGAUGUGUGGGCGCUGGGGUGCACCGUGCUGAACAUGCUCACCGGAAAAGCGCCGUGGGAGAUCAGGAAAGACGCGACGACGACGGAUGUGUUGAUGAUGAUCGGUGGCAGCGAUGAGAUUCCCGAGAUUCCGAACGUUUUUUCGGAAGAGGCGAAGGAUUUUCUGAGGAAGUGCUUUGUGAAGAAUCCGGCGGCGAGGUGUAGAGCGGAAAGUCUGCUCCGUCAUCCUUUUUUGAAGAUGGCCAACCGCCACCGCCACCACCUCCAUUUGUCGUCAAAGCUGCACUCGCUUUUGCCGCAGUGUUUCCACGUCCCAAAAAUCCAUGUCCAUUGA